GCAGCCUGGGCUAGCAUGGAGGGGGGGCUGGCUCUCCCCCAGGGCAGGCUGCUGCGUUACCCGCCCCCCCGCCCCCCCAUCUCUCUUCCCCAGGUGUGGUCACAGUAUGAGGAGCCCCUCGUGGAAGACGUGGUGCCCCUGGCUGAGGAGAAGGAGCGCACGGUCAACUACAAGCCCGUCUUUGUGACCGAGGUCACCGAUGAUCUCCACUUCUACGUGCAGGAUGUGGAGACGGGGACCCAGCUGGAGAAACUGAUGGAGAACAUGAGGGGCGAGAUUGCUGCCUGCCCCCCCGUGGAGGGGGCCUACACCCCCCGUCGAGGGGACUUCUGCAUUGCCAAAUUUGUGGAUGGAGAAUGGUACCGGGCGCGGGUGGAGAAGGUGGAGUCCCUGGCCAAGGUGCACGUCUUCUACAUCGACUACGGCAACGUGAGU
Messenger RNA from Pseudonaja textilis, 435 nucleotides. NCBI's taxonomy places the organism in Eukaryota, Metazoa, Chordata, Lepidosauria, Squamata, Elapidae. The record is from RefSeq and is a predicted model, not a curated record.